AUGGCAACCAGUCUAGAAACUAGUGUUGUUACAACAAACAACGAUUCUAUCCCUGAUGAAGAUACUCAGGCUUCUAGUCACUCCUCGUCUGAAUUCCAUGCCUUGCAUUACUCUUGGGUUUUUUGGUUUAUGCACAGAUCCCCUGGAGCAAAAAUUCAGGACUAUACCAACGAAAUCAAGCAUGUCUGUACAUUCUCAACUGUUGAAGAGUUUUGGGGUGCUUUUAGUCACAUGAAGCGACCUGGAGAGCUUUCCAAUAUUAGUGAUUAUCAUUUCUUCAAAAAGGGUAUUCGACCUAUUUGGGAGGAUAACUUGACUGGCGGAAAGUGGAUUAUUCGACUGAAAAAAGGAAUUGCAUCUCGGUAUUGGGAGGAUCUACUUCUUGCCAUUGUUGGUGAUCAAUUCGACGUUGGCGAUGAAAUCUGUGGUGCAGUCGUCUCUAUUCGCCACAGCGAAGAUAUUGUCUCACUGUGGAAUAAAUCCGCCGAUGAGGGGCGGAUCAAUCUUCGUAUCCGUGAUACUCUCAAAAGAGUUUUAAGUCUUCCUGCGAAUUGUGUAAUGGAAUACAAGGCACAUAAAGCAGCUGUUGCUGACAACUCUAGCUUUAGAAACACAGAAACGUAUCGGUGAAUCUUGUUUUGACAUGACCUAUUUGUGGUUAGUUUGAGGAUCUGUAAUGAAUGAGAAGUCGGCCUUUAUUGGCAUUUUUAUUAUUAAAUAGUAAGCCAGUUUUGAAUGGUCACGUA
Batrachochytrium dendrobatidis JAM81 is the source of this 746-nucleotide messenger RNA. RefSeq lists its product as uncharacterized. Gene Ontology annotation, biological process: translational initiation. Lineage: Eukaryota; Fungi; Chytridiomycota; Chytridiomycetes; Rhizophydiales. Bases 1 to 630 code for a protein of 209 amino acids. Gene Ontology annotation, cellular component: eukaryotic translation initiation factor 4F complex. The transcript has 5 exons. Gene Ontology annotation, molecular function: translation initiation factor activity; RNA 7-methylguanosine cap binding. The record is from RefSeq and is a predicted model, not a curated record.